Molecule: messenger RNA, 6460 nt
Organism: Protopterus annectens (West African lungfish)
Lineage: Eukaryota; Metazoa; Chordata; Ceratodontiformes; Protopteridae
Product: thrombospondin type-1 domain-containing protein 4-like
Exons: 18
Coding region: 543-5126 (1527 amino acids)
Biological process (GO): extracellular matrix organization
Cellular component (GO): extracellular matrix
Molecular function (GO): metalloendopeptidase activity
Source: RefSeq, a predicted model, not a curated record
AUAGUAACGCAUCGAAUGAGGGACGAAAAGUUGUAGUAGUACUUCUGUAAAGGGGAUAUGGACAGAGUUGUGAGUGUGUUAGACUGGCGAAGGUCUCAGAAGUAACCUGGGGACUUAAUAGGUAUUAGCGAGUCCUCCUGCCUCCUUGAAAUGUUGAACAUUGAAGGAACAGCACCCGUUUAAUUGAUAAGGGAGAAAUAUUCAAGCUGCUCCUUGAAGGAGUUUUAACCAGUGCUUGAAGAAUUACAUAUUCCUGUGGGUAAUACGAGAAUUUUGGGCAUCACAGAAAAUAGAUCAGCAACAACAAUCCCACGAAAAAGUGUGCGCAAUAUUCGAGUCUAAGGAAUGUUUGGAAACCCUGAAUUAUCGAAUUUUUGGAUUAAGUAUUAAAAGAAGGGAGGCGGUGCUUUCUUAAAGGUUUUGGGAAGACAUAUCGAGAAGGCUCACCCAGACAGCUGUUCAUGUAGGACAAGAAGAGUGGAAACAAGUGGAGUGGAGAUACACCAUAUAGAUCAAAGACAGCAGCUUUCAGAGUUAAGACAAUGAGGCAUAAUGCUGGAUGCAUGUGCAGGAUGCAUUUGACAGUUUUUGUCUACCUCUGUAUACUGGUUAACCAGCUCUCCUUUGCACACAGGAAGGUACCCCAGAGGAAGUUGCGACAAGCCCCAGAUGAAGAAGAUACACAAGGACGUAGAGUCCCAGGACACUGGAGUACAUGGAGUCCAUGGUCCAGGUGUUCCCACCCUUGUGGCACUGGCAUAGUGGAACGAAGUAGGACAUGUCUGUCACCCUCAGCAGCCAACCCUCAGGAACAUGUGUACAUGGGGCCAAGCCUUGGUUCACUCCCACAACAAACUCCAGUAUCUCCUUAUGAUCCCUUCAGACAGGAGAGGAUGAGCCCUUACACUGGGCAUGGUUAUGCAGCCCUGCGGCCUUCCUACCCCCUGCAUACAGACAGAAAUCUAGCUAUUCCUUCUGCUAUCCCUCCUCCUUCUCUAAACAGAUAUGUAGGCAACAGGCAAUCCCCAUUUUACAGAUCUGAGGGACCUAACAGGAACAGUCGUCAAGAUUCUUUGAGCAGUCAAGAUUUGUCACGAGUGCAUGGACGUGAUCAGGCAGCAGUACAGAUACAAUCCCAUGGAGAUGAACAUGUGUUCAGACAAGACACCACUGCACUUCACAAGCAGCAAGACAUAUCCACGCGUGGAUCGCUUUCUCUCUAUAAACCUUCAGGUGUUGAAGAUGUCUUUCCCCAUAGCCAAGACAACAGAUCUAGCUUGGGCAGUUUGUUCCAGACUUCUCCACUUUCACAGAGGUAUCAGUCUGUACAUCUUGGGGAUGUUUCAGAGCAUAGGAACUAUUUACAGCAUGGAAGUGUUAGGCAAAGCCAGCUACAAGCACACUCUACUCAACAGCCCCAUACAUUAAAGAGGAUCCGUCAACGUGGACCCAUAAAGCCUGGAACAUUUGGAUAUGGGAAGGUACCAUUUUCCUUACCACUUCUUAAGAAAAAUGAGCUUGGCAGACGUUCCAGGAGAAACAGUCAGUUGCAGAAAGAUGAUGCAGCACAUUUUCAAGGCCAUGCAGAAAGGCAGGAUUUGGGUAGUGAAAAAAGGCAGCACGAUAGAAGUGGAUCCUCCAGACCUCCAGCCCCCAAAACACUUCAUAUCCACACAAAAAGUGGGAAAGAUACAGAGAUGGAGGCUUUGAAAACUAAAACAACUUCCCUGAAGCAAAAUCAGAACACAGAACUGCCAACAGAAAAUGGUUUACAAGCCACAGAACAAACAGCAACCAUUCAGCCAUUCAGUAAAAACAGACAGCUAAAUGAGGGUAACGUAUAUCUUGCACAGGAAGAAACACUAAUACCAGAAGAAAAGAGAAGUAGUUCUUGGAACUUUGCUAAAGAAAGACAUAUUGAGCCAACUGAUGGAAAGGAACUGUCUGAAUUCUUGGGCAACUAUAGUAGAAUUGUAGCAGAGACACAGCCUGAGGAGGGACUGGAUGCCCCACAGCUUCAGGAGUCCCUUCAACAAGAACAUCAAACAGGAAGUUCACUUGGAAACCAUUCAGAAAGCUCCAGGGGCCAUGGCCUUCUGAAAGGGGAAGACAGUUUUAUUACAGCUUUAGUCAAAGAGGUUGAAUACUCCACACAUUUUGAAAGGAAUAACAGGACUUCAGAGACUACUCAGAAUCCAUUUCUGGUAGACUGGAGUAGUGUAAAUGCACAUCAGCACUUAAAAAAUGGGAUAGGAUUAAAGGAGACCCCCGAAAUUUCCAGUACUGAGGUUGUAUUUGGCAAAAAUGAGAGAAUGGAUAAGGCUGGCCUUGAGGAGGUACAGAAAUUGAACAAGACCAGGAAUAGGGAAAACCUGGGCUACUUCCAUAGAAGAACACUGGAAAGCCAGCAGCCUGAAAGAAUAUUAGGAACUGGUGUGGUGCAUAACAGCAAAAAGGUUCCACAGGCAGUUCAGAGAUCUCAUUUUCAAGGAGUACAGUAUACUGGGAACCAGACUUCAUUAUCUGAUCAGUACCUGACUUACAGAAAUCCAAACAGGAACCAAAAUAAGCAUAGAUUAUUUCUGCAAUCACAGCAGCUCCCCCAGCAAGUUGCCAGAAGUGAUGAGUUCAGCCAUUUACGUAAUGCGGACAGGUCAUCUCUUCAGAGUCUUCAACGGGAGCCUAUUGUUCACCAUGGGCUUGGAUCCCAAACUCGAACUUCCCAAGCAAGUAGGACUCGGCAGCACAGACAACAUCAGCAUGGUGUUUAUGACAUUUUGACUUCACAAGAUUACCGUCUCAGUGCUGCACAACCCAUCCGACAAGGUCAAGAAGAAACUGACAGGUGGAAUUUGCGAACAAAUGUACCAUGGAAUAGCCCUCAGGGAUCUCCUAACAGGUUAUCUCCAUAUUCAAAUGCAGAAAUUCAGGACUGGAGUCUUUACAACCCUGAUGCAGGAAACUUCAUUUGUGAAGGGGAGCAAAAACAGUACAAAGUUUGCAACCAGGAGCCCUGCCCAGCAGAACGGCCUAGUUUCCGAGCCACACAGUGUGCUUCUUUUAACAAACAAGAAUUCAUGGGACGGUUGUAUGAGUGGGAACCUUUCACUGAAGUGCGGCAGCAUCAAAGGUGCGAGCUGAAUUGCCGUCCAGUGGGAUACCGUUUUUAUGUUCGACAUGCAGAGAAAGUUCAGGAUGGAACUCCAUGUGAACUAAACUCCAAAGAUGUAUGCAUUGCUGGGAGGUGUCUGACCCCUGGUUGUGAUGGUAUCCUGGGAUCCAAUAAGACUGACGAUAAGUGUGGCAUAUGUGGUGGUGACAGUUCUUCUUGUAAGUUUGUCUCCGGGAUAUUUGACGAUGCUUCUGUGCCUAUCGGGUACCACAGAAUAAUUGAAAUUCCUAAGGGGGCUACAAAAAUCAACAUCACAGAAAAGACUGCAAGCCCAAAUUACCUUGCACUGAGAACUCACUCUGGAAAGUCAGUUGUGAAUGGAAACUGGGCAGUGGAUCAACCUGGACAGUACAAGGCUGGAGGAACAGUAUUCCAAUACAGUCGACCCACCAGUAUGGAGGUUGGGGAGUCAUUCACAGCUGAGGGACCAACUUCUGAAUCCAUGGAUGUUUACAUGAUAUUUCAGGAGAAAAAUCCUGGGAUCACUUAUGAAUUCUUUCUUCCAACUGUGAAGCCUGAUAAUCCAGCACAUGUUCAUCUUGGCCCAAGACAGCAAUUUAAUUCUCUGCCACCAGCCCAGUCGACUGAGUCAUUACAGGCCCCACCUCGUUUGCAGGAGCGUGUGCCUAAUGUUAGAAACCCCAACCCAGUGUCACGAGCAGCCCAGUCAGGAAGGUCGCAUGGUACUCUCCAAAGAAAUGUCCGCAUCCCUCCUCAGCUUGAACCUCCAAUUCAGCUCCCCCCACAUCAGCAGGAGUUUUUCUGGAAAAGAGUUGGUUCUACCCAGUGUUCUGCUUCCUGUGGAAAAGGAUCACAUUUUCCAAUAUUCCGCUGUGUGUCGCGCAGUACCUUAGAGGAGUAUGGAGAUCGGAAUUGUGACAUCAGUGCAAAGCCCAGUAUCAUAGAGGAAGCUUGCAACACCCACCCAUGCCCUGCUUUCUGGGAUGCUGGUGAAUGGUCAGAAUGCAGCAAAACUUGCGGGCAAGGAAUUCAGCACCGCCAGGUUAUCUGCCGCCAGUUCUUUGCCAACCGCACCACCAUGGUACAACCACAGCUUUGUGGGCAGCUGGAGAAACCCCCAAUUACACAGUCAUGCCAGGUCCGCAUUUGCAGCCACUGGGAGGUUGGAACCAGCUGGAGUUCUUGUUCUGUUUUAUGUGGUGUUGGGCAAAGAACAAGAAGUCUCAGAUGUGUCAGCAGUACUGGUGACCUCAUAGCAGAUGGCGAGUGCAACCAAAGGCAGCGUCCAAACACUGUUGAGACCUGUGACAUGGGACCCUGUGUCAAGAGCUGGUUUCAUAGUGACUGGAGCAAAAUGUGUUCUGUUGAAUGUGGUCCAGGGGUUCAGCGGCGCUCAGUUGUUUGUUUGUCAAGCCAGACAGAUGGCUUGUCACAAGAGAGCUGCUCAGGACCCAAGCCAGCUGACAUGCAAGUGUGCAACAAUGGCCCUUGUGAGCGCCAGGUGAAGUGGUUCACUGGACCUUGGAAUCAGUGUUCUACUGAAUGUGGUGUGGGAACACAGCGCCGUGACAUUAUCUGCAUUAGUAAACUGGGAACUGACUUUAAGUUGACCGAUCCAUCUGAAUGUGUUCAUCUGGAGAAACCUGCCUCAAUCCAGCCCUGUGAGAUUGAGUCGUGCAAGGCGAGAUGGUACACAACACAGUGGAGUACUUGUUCUAAGUCUUGCCAAGGUGGAGUCCAGAUGAGAGAAGUGCGGUGCUUGACAGAGGAAAAGGCUGUUAGUGAUCUGUGUGACCCAGAAGAGAAGCCAGUUGAUAAGCAGGAAUGUAAUACACAGCCCUGCAGUUUGGAGUUAGGUGAAAGCUGCAAGGAUGAAUACCACAGUUGUGCAGUGGUGGUCCAAGCAAGAUUGUGCGUCUAUUCAUAUUACAAGACUGUAUGUUGUGCAUCCUGUGCACGGGCUGAAGAAAGAAGAACACGACGCACCCAGUAGGAUCCAAGAGCUGAUCUGUAGUCUUCAAACAGAAAUAAUUUAUUUUAAAAAUAUAUGAUGUAUAUAUAGAGAGAAUAUAAUGUAUCAGUGUGAACUGACUGUACUCCAGCUAGAAAGCCCAGUUCUUCUUAGUUCAUCACUUUACAAAGCAUACAGCAGUUCACUUUGCUGACGUUUUCUAGGCAUUGUAUAUUUUAACAGAGAACGGGCUUUCCUUAGAUUUUUUUUAAGUUUACCUUUAAUCCUUUUUAUCCAUUUUGUCCACCUUCAUUUCAGUUUUUACUACACAUGUUCUCUGCAGUGCUCCCUCCAUCCUUUUUCUGCCUCUGCUUGGGAAUUGGCUUCAUCUAUUGAUUAUGACAUUAAUGUAUAAAUCAUUGGUCUUCAUUUCAGAAGUUGGUAGGGUUUUUAUUCUUAAGAUUAGUACUGUUGUUCCCCACCUCCACUCGUGCUUGUACAUGUACAGUGUAGGUUGUGUGAACUAUUUUACUUCAGUCCCUACCUUCUGCAUCAUGUCUUCAAAAAAAAAAAAUAAGCUAAAAUAAGAUGGCAUACCAAAUUUUAUUAAAUGUAUACGCUUUUUUAACAUAAAUUAAAAAUGAGACUGAAGAUGAAAGAAAUAGGCUUUGAACUGGUAAAAAAAACUGUUGAUGCAGCGACGUUGUUUUUUUACCAGCGUAAGAGAAAGUAAUGUGUAGAUGUGGCAGUAUAUUUUAAUGAGCAGGAUGUGAAGACAUAUAUUCUUACUUUUAACAAACUUUUUACAUUAGCCAGCUGUUUGCAUGGCUUCACUUCAGUGGUCUUUGUCUAGACCACCUGCACUGCAUCAUCCCUUGAAUUGAUCACUUGUAUGGUAGGCCAAAGACCAUAAAGGUCUAUAAGUUCCCCCUUUUUCUGAUUCAUGAUCAUUGACUAGGAGAGAGCUGAAACAUUAUGCCUAUGGGGUUGAUGAGAGGUUACUACUCAAUACUGGGCAUUGUGUCAGUUGCCUGUUGUUUUUGUUCAUAAUACCUAUCACCAAACAAUAUUAUUUUCCCAGACAUCUGUCACCUGUGUACUACUGAUGGGUGGCAAUGACUUAAGGAAAGUGAAGUAACAAUUUCUAGACAGGGAAGAUCUUGCCUUCAGAAUACUACAUAUGAAAUAUGGGUAGCAUAUAUAGUCAGACAUAAAACUUAUCAGAUAUUGUAAACUUUGUUUCCUCUUCAGUAGAGAGUAGUUUCUGGAGAGUGAUAUGUUUGUGUUUUUACAAGUGUCUUGGAUCUUCCAUGAGGGUGUCAUUUUUUUAUUCUUGUUGCUGAUUCACAGAGGUACAGUAAAAUGCAGAAACACGA